Messenger RNA from Dichomitus squalens LYAD-421 SS1, 2696 nucleotides. Its product is annotated as Aldo/keto reductase. The record is from RefSeq and is a predicted model, not a curated record. Gene Ontology annotation, cellular component: cytosol. The transcript is spliced from 7 exons. Bases 164 to 1366 code for a protein of 400 amino acids. Gene Ontology annotation, molecular function: D-arabinose 1-dehydrogenase [NAD(P)+] activity. Lineage: Eukaryota; Fungi; Basidiomycota; Agaricomycetes; Polyporales; Polyporaceae. Gene Ontology annotation, biological process: dehydro-D-arabinono-1,4-lactone biosynthetic process.
GUGGCGCGUGACCUGGCACCUGAGAAGCGGGACCGCCGUAUCGCGACUUGCGCCAUCUGCGCAAAUCUAAAUCUUCAAGUGAUUAUGGAGGAUGAAGGCGAUCUUUCUGUCUACCAUCGCUAUCAUCGCUAAGUGACGAGCCUAAGGUCAGAAAGUCGCCACUAUGGUCGUGCCGCUUGGAUCCCCUCAGCCCGUCUUUGCCCUACCCCUCCUCGAAGAUAUCCCGGACGAUCUGGCAGACCGCCCUGUAGAUGGGCCACCGUUGAAGGAUAUUGGGCCGCUGGGACUGCCGCAGAUCAUCUUCGGGGCUGCUACCUUCUCGGGGAGCUACAACUCCGAGGCCACAAUUGCUAGCGAUGUUCCGGUCCGCACUGUCCGCCUCGCUCUGCGGUACGGCAUCCGCGCCUUUGACACAUCGCCCUAUUAUGGGCCGUCAGAGAUCGUGCUCGGCACUGCACUCAAGGUCCUUGAACCAGUCUUUCCCCGCUCGUCAUACAAACUCAUGACGAAGUGCGGACGGUAUGGCCUUACUCAGUCCGAGUUCGAUUAUUCUCCCGAGACCAUCCGCAAGAGCGUCGAACGCAGUCUGAAGCGUCUCCAUACUACUUACCUUGACACCGUAUAUUUGCACGACGUCGAAUUCGUGUGCACCCCGGUGGGCCCUCUCGAGGCAGGCAAUCCAGAAACGGCCCUUUUCGAGAAGAGUGCGGAGUAUGGGCUUGCUGAAGGGCAGGAAGGCAAGGUGUGGGGAGAAGGAGAUCAGAAGAUCCUCGAUGCCUAUGCGGAGCUCCGAAGGUUACAAGAAGAAGGCAAGAUCAAGCAUAUCGGGAUCACUGGCUACACACUCUCGACGCUUCUCCGCCUUGCGCUUCUUGUACUUCAUACCCCGCCUUACAGACCGCUCGACGCCCUCCUAUCUUACUGUCAUCUGUCCCUCAACAACAGCACCUUCGCCACAUACGCCAAACCGCUUCGCGAGCGCGCAAAGGUUACCCAGCUCGUCACCGCAUCCCCUCUCAGCAUGGGCCUCCUCACUCCGACGCCCCCACCCUGGCAUCCUGCCCCCGUGGAGUUGAAGGAGGCGGCGAAGGAUGCGAACAGGCUCGUGGAAGAUGCGGGGUGGGAGGGCGGCCUUCCGAACCUUGCGAUCGGGUACGGAUUUAGGAAAGGGCAGGAGACUGACCUGCCAGUCGUCGUGGGACUCAGCAGCCCUCGUGAGGUACACGAGAGCGUACGCGCGUGGCGCACAAUCCAGAAAGGCACCGAUGAGGGGCAGCGGGUGGUAUUGGAAGACAAGGUCAUCCGUACUUUCGGGUCCUCAUUGAAUCUCUCUUGGGCCUCUCCCCCUGAAGAACUGCGGGUGUAGAGCUUCGAUGUAGUCCGUCGAGAUAUCCGCGUACGAACACCCCACGCUUGUAUCAAUCACUGUGAACCUGGGAAUAAUCAUCUACGGCCGCGUGGUACGCCCCUUACUGUCAUUCAACGGUCGCUGAUACAUGUCUCUCGAAGGAUCUUUAUGAUGACGAGUUUCUUUACUCCAGGGGCGUAGCUUUCGGCGCACUUCGUACCGACGUGAAGUGUGAGGCUUCGAAUUCACUUUCAGUGAGAGUUGAAGUCACCCACAACCUGAUCCUUUCGCGAGAUCAAUUCAGUCGCCACCCAAAAACAAACAAGGCACAAGAGCCAGUCCGGUUGGCUGGAGCAGUCCCCAUAUCAUAUUUAGUCGACCUCGGCGCGACGGAAAGUCCGCGUGGUUGGUAUGCAUACCCCAAACAACCAAGUCUCGGACUGAGGCACGACUCCAUCUUCGAAAGACACUUCCCGAUAAUUCUUCAUUGCUACAAUGAUGUCUCUCUCCUCCCUAGGACAUAUCUUGUUACGCCUCGCCGUCACCCUCAUCUUCGGAACGCGCUCGCAGGCAUUCCGAUCUUCGGUCAUCGCAAAUCCUACGUUAUCGAUCAAUAACAUCCCGUUCAGCACAAGGGCGCACUGGAUGCGAGUCGCCAACGCCGCGCUCGCCGACAUUAAAUCCCCGUGCCCGGCCAGCGCGUUCGCGACUGUCAUAGUCAACCAUUCCGCUGCAGGUUUGGGCGAGCUUGUAUGCAUCGGGGUCAACUCUGCGAUGACAACUGGUAAUCCAACAAUGCACGGCGAGAUGGCUGCAAUACAUAAUUGUACCUCGAUAAUGACAGACCCGGAUGGGCCAUUCAAGUUUACCCCGAGCCGAGCAGAGGCUGCAUUCACAGAGCUCAGUCUCUACACCAACGCGGAGAGCUGUCCGAUGUGUGCUUCAGCGAUCCGUUGGUCAGGCUUCCGCGAGUACAUCUACGGCACGAGCAUAGACUCGCUGAUAGAGCAAGGCUGGGACCAAAUCCGCGUGCCUUCGAUCUCCAUUUUCGGACAAUCGUUCGAUCUUCCAACGCAGGCAAGACUGCUCGGUGGGGUGCUCACCAAUGAAACCGAUCCGUUAUUCUUCUGGCGUUUCAAUCCCGACUUCCCUUGCCCCACAGGUUGUGCGAGGAUUGCCGGAACAUGCGAGCCUUCGACCUGAUAUCAUUGCAUGGAGUGGUUCAAGCGAUGAGAUCGUUGGGCGGGUUGAAGCAGCAGAACUCCAGGAUGUAUGCAUUGUUGCAGAUGUAAAUAACACAGUUGGUUCGCACCCUCGCUCAUAGCUAGUCGUGAAAUCAUCAUCUUGC